CCCCUCGAUUUGAUUUCCUUUUCCUUUUUUUCGCUCGCUAUUACAUUACGGAGUAUUCCUCCCUCCAUUUGAUUUCUUAGAUUUCCUCUCCAAAUUCACUCUUCCCCUUUCCCACUUUCAAUCCGGAUUGUUAAGGAAUCUUUUUCGAAUCCUCCCUAUUUGUUAAUUUAAUCCAAUUCGAUCCCUCUUUCAACCACCCUGCUUGCCUGCCAGGGAAGAUUAAUCAAUCAAUCAAUCGAUCGAUCCAUCGCCGAUAUGAAGCCGCCGAGGAGGCCGAUCCAAGCUGUAAUCGCAUGGCUCCGGCGGCAGCCACCUAAGGUCAAGGCCUUCAUCGCCGUUAUUAGCGGCAUGGCCGCCCUUGUCCUCCUCCGCGCUAUCGUUCACGACCACGACAAUCUCUUCGUCGCCGCCGAGGCUGUGCAUUCCGUCGGAAUUACCGUUCUUAUCUACAAAUUGACCAAGGAGAAGACUUGCGCCGGGCUUUCACUCAAAUCUCAGGAGUUAACGGCGAUAUUUUUGGCUGCUAGAUUAUAUUGCAGCUUUGUUAUGGAAUAUGACAUACACACUCUGCUUGAUAUGGCUACCCUCGCCACAACUUUGUGGGUUAUUUUUAUGAUGCGGUUUAAGCUCAAUUCAAGUUACAUGGAGGAUAAAGACAAUUUUGCGCAUUAUUUUGUGUUGGUUCCUUGUGCUGUUUUAGCUUUACUUAUCCACCCGUCUACCUCGCAUCACAUGGUCAACAGGAUCACCUGGGCUUUCUGUGUCUAUCUGGAAUCCGUUUCCAUUCUACCUCAGCUGCGUGUCAUGCAAAACACUAAGAUUGUUGAACCAUUCACUGCACAUUAUGUCUUUGCACUUGGUGUGGCACGGUUCUUGAGCUGUGCUCAUUGGGUACUCCAGGUUCUCGACAGCCGCGGCCAUCUCCUCGUGGCGUUGGGUUACGGCCUCUGGCCUCCGAUGGUUCUUAUAUCAGAAAUCGUUCAAACGUUCAUUCUAGCCGACUUUUGCUAUUACUAUGUAAAAAGUGUUUUUGGCGGUCAGCUCGUGAUGCGGCUUCCAUCCGGGGUCGUGUAAAUAGGGUCCUGUUUUGUUAUCAGUAGCAACUCCCAGACAAGCCGAGUCGAGUCUAAUCGAAUCGAAAAGGUGAUGGCUUGCAAGGGUUUUUUGUGUGUGUUUUAAGCAGUCAGUCUUAAGAGCAAAUUGUAUCAUACUUGAUUUUAUUCAUCUUUGGGACUUGAAAGAUCUAUCUAUCUAUCUAUCUAUAUUUGAUAAUCUGUAUAAUUAUUGAUUUAUGGUUUUAGAGAUGAGAAUUUCAGUCCAA
Molecule: messenger RNA, 1321 nt
Organism: Andrographis paniculata
Lineage: Eukaryota; Viridiplantae; Streptophyta; Magnoliopsida; Lamiales; Acanthaceae
Exons: 6
Coding region: 256-1074 (272 amino acids)
Biological process (GO): protein retention in ER lumen
Cellular component (GO): membrane
Molecular function (GO): ER lumen protein retrieval receptor activity
Source: RefSeq, a predicted model, not a curated record